AUGGAUUUCGUCUCCAUCGGUCCUGCCAGUCCACCACCUCGACGUCCAGCACAAUCGAAAAACUCUACCAGUACCAACUCGUCCUUGCCUCCUUUACUACCAACCAGCGAAUUAGCUUCAUCUCCAAGAAAAAAUGUCACUUCCUGGCCCUUAACAUUCGCUCCAACAAGCCCGAAACGCGUUCCAACCGAUUCUAUUGAUCUCGAUCCGCUCUCCCCGAUAUCUCCUAAAGUACGUAAGCUCCACGCCCGCACACGUCUUCUAGACGACAGUCGAACUCGACCGGCAUUACUACAAGAACUACUCGACUAUCUUCACUCUGAGCUGGAUGGAGAACGAGAAGAUGCAACAGCGAAUACACCAAGUUUAAGAAGGUUACAAAUCGUAAGAGAAGCUCUCAAUCGGCUGAUCGACGGCUUCAGUGUCUAUGCACCCGUACUGAUGCGUAUCCGAGACGAGUACGAACGUGCAGUGGAAGCUCUUCAUGCUCGAAGUUUGAUGGUUCCGGGAUUACAGACUCGACUUCAAAGUUUGGAGACUCACUGUCUUCGACAACUAAGUGCGUGUAGUGCAGAAGCGAAAGCUCGUUCCCUUUCACUUAAAAAACGACUAGCAGAGACUCAGGCGUUGUUAGCUGCAAGUGCAGCAGAAAAUGCACGACUCACAGCUGCUUUGAAACUCGAGAAGGAGAAAGUUACAAAAGUGGAGAGUAAACUCACGGAAGCUCAACAAUCCACGUUAACGCUAGCGAGUAGUGUACGUCGACAUGACGAGAGUCUACGAGCUGGACAGGAACGAUCUCUAGAGGAUGCCAGAGCGCUACAAAAAGUUACAGCUCGUUAUUAUCACGCGUGUGAUGAACUAGCCGAACUUAAGAAAACUGUUGCAGCUCUGGAAGAACAAGGGAAUGGAGAGCAUGUGGCUGCAGACAAGAACACGAUCGUGUUACUCAGUCGAGAAGUGCAGGAACUCUCUGCUGCUCUUACAGCGAGUUCUUCUGCGAAUUCGAACCAAAAUGAUGAUAACAGACACGUAGCGUUAAACCACGCGUUCAUAACAGGUUUGGAUGGUUUCGGACUGGAACUCGAGCUAUCGGAUCUGUUAGAUGGAAUUUCUACUGCGUCGACUGUACCUGAGGGUAUUGAGGCUACGGCUGCUAUGGUCACUCAACGACUAAAGCAAAAACUGCAGCAAUUCACUCUACUGGAUGCUAAAAGUGAGGAUCAAGGGCCAGUUACCUUUCUGACUGAACCAGAUGAACUGUUAACUUUGAAUGGAGGUGCAGGAGUUCAACUCAUGACUACUGUUCUAAACACAAUUUCGAGUGGAGAUUUCAUCGCUGGUAAAGGAUUGAGUCCUGAUGUACCCAUUUACUUGCAACACGACGGAAUCGUACGCAACCUUUUCUUCCCACGUACAAAAAUUGACCAACUUGUUGGACAGAUUUGGGACCAGUUCGAUGAGCAAGUCAGAGCUGCUCAUAAUCGAAAUUCCAUUAAUCGUACGAAUUCGGGGAGUGAGAUAACUGCGUUAAGCUCUACUGGUACGUCACUGACUACAGCCCUUGAGCGAUUUUUACAGCGAUCUCGAGACAAUCGAGCGGAUCGAGUGGAACUCGUCUACAAUUUCUUGGCUGGCUUAGAACGUUACAACGCACAGUCAAGUGCAUGCAGAUUAUUCCAUCUAGUUUACACUCAAGAACUCCCUGUCGAAGCCCGCAGUGAUCAAACUCGAGAACUGGCUAAGUUAUACGAGGCUCUUGCAGUCGUGGAUCGUGAUCGACACUUCUCUAAUUCUUCAGAAUUAGAUAAUUCCUCGACUAAUUCGCUGUCUCCAGGUCGAGUCUCACUUGCCGACGUGGUGCGAACUCUUCGUCUAACAUUCCCAUGGAAGUCUGAUGAAGAAUUAAGGCAACUGCAUCGAGCUCUGAUCGUAGAUUUACGUGGAACCUCUCAAGUGGACUACACAGCUUUGUUAUCCCAUGCACAUGUUAAUACGGCUAAACCGGGUGGACAGAUUAAGUGGCAAUUCGCAGAGUGCCUAAAGAUGCAGCGUCUCGAUGAUCUUUUAACGUUCCGACGUCAUGUGCAACGCCAAAUCCGGAGCCAUGUACUGCCUGGUGAUAAUUCUACGACUUUACCUGAUGAUACUGAGACGCUGAUGAUUUCGCUGCGUGAUGUUCGAGGCUGUCUUUAUACUGCAGAUUCUGCCAUGUCUGAGACUGAAAUUACACGGAUUUUAGGUUCUGUAUCUGGAUUAAGUGCACGAGAACUACUUACACACGACGAUAUGAUGCUGGAUACAAGACAAAUACUACAGCGUCUUCCAACUCUACUUCUAAAACCAACAGGCAGAUUCAUAGAUUUAGAAGUAUAA
Messenger RNA from Phytophthora nicotianae INRA-310, 2376 nucleotides. RefSeq lists its product as hypothetical. Gene Ontology annotation, cellular component: cytoplasm. The coding region runs from base 1 to 2376 and encodes 791 amino acids. The record is from RefSeq and is a predicted model, not a curated record. The transcript has a single exon. Lineage: Eukaryota; Oomycota; Peronosporomycetes; Peronosporales; Peronosporaceae.